AUGCAGGGCCUAUACUUCUUUUCUGCCGUAUUAGCAGCAACCUCUGCUUCCGCAACCAGAAUUCUGCUUCCCUUGUAUGUUUACCCGAGCCCUCCUGGGUGGAACACGAUCUUCGAUGCCAUUGCAACGCACCCAUCUAUCGACUUCCAGAUCGUCCUCAACCCCAGUACCGGGCCCGGCGGAUCAACUCCCGGAUACAACAUCCACUGGAUCAACGCGGUCUCCACGCUCCACACCUAUGACAACGUCGACACCUUGGGCUACGUAUCAGCCGGCUACGGCGACAGGGACCUGGCGGACAUCACCACUGACAUCGACAACUGGGACCUUUGGAACCACUACACGGAAGCGGACAUCACGGUAGAUGGGAUAUUCUUCGACGAGACGCCCAACUGGAACGGCACAAGAGGUGCAUAUGACGUCUCUUUCAUGGAACAGGUCAGCCAGCUGGCGGAUCACCGGGGGUACAGCAAGGUAUUCAACAUUGGGCAGGCAUGCAGUCAUGACGAGUACUUCAACAUCGCCGACACGGUCGUCGUUUUUGAGGACUGGGCUGAGCUGUACAAUGACACCGUGCUGGACGAUGUCGUGGCGGAUGGCGUGGCAGGCAAGUCCGCCGUUCUGAUCCACCAUUUCGAGGACAGCAGCCUGACUUCGGGGUUUGCGGUGAGAUGGGUUCUGAACAUGGUCAACAAGGGGCUUGGCAGCUUUGCCAUCGUCAACACGGACUGGACCCAUGCGAAUUCGGAUGUUGCGCCGAUGGGGAUUGGGAUACUCGCUGAUUUGCUUGAGUCCGUUCUGGAUCAUUGA
Messenger RNA from Diaporthe citri, 810 nucleotides. RefSeq lists its product as uncharacterized. The transcript has a single exon. Bases 1 to 810 code for a protein of 269 amino acids. Lineage: Eukaryota; Fungi; Ascomycota; Sordariomycetes; Diaporthales; Diaporthaceae. The record is from RefSeq and is a predicted model, not a curated record.